GACUCCCGGGUCCGGGUUGCGAACUGUCCCUCCGCGUCCCAUCGCUGUUCCAGUCUCAGGAUGCAGAAUGUGAUCAACACGGUGAAGGGAAAGGCUCUGGAAGUGGCCGAGUACCUGACCCCGGUCCUCAAGGAAUCAAAAUUUAAGGAAACAGGUGUGAUCACCCCAGAAGAAUUUGUGGCAGCUGGAGAUCACUUAGUCCACCACUGUCCAACAUGGCAAUGGGCUACAGGGGAAGAAUUGAAAGUGAAGGCAUACCUACCAACAGGGAAACAAUUUUUGGUAACCAAAAAUGUUCCAUGCUACAAACGGUGUAAACAGAUGGAGUAUUCAGAUGAAUUGGAGGCAAUCAUUGAAGAAGAUGAUGGUGAUGGGGGAUGGGUAGAUACAUACCACAACACAGGCAUUACAGGAAUUACUGAAGCAGUUAAGGAGAUUACACUGGAAAGCAAGGACAGUAUAAAACUCCAAGAUUGUUCAGCAUUGUGUGAUGAGGAAGAAGAGGAAGAUGAAGGAGAAGCUGCAGACAUGGAAGAAUAUGAAGAGAGUGGAUUGUUGGAAACAGAUGAGGCCACAUUAGACACAAGAAAAAUAGUAGAAGCUUGUAAAGCUAAAGCUGAUGCUGGAGGGGAGGAUGCUAUAUUGCAAACGAGAACUUAUGACCUGUACAUUACUUACGACAAAUAUUACCAAACACCACGGCUAUGGUUGUUUGGCUAUGAUGAGCAACGGCAACCUUUAACAGUUGAGCACAUGUAUGAAGACAUCAGUCAAGAUCAUGUGAAGAAAACAGUGACCAUUGAAAACCAUCCUCAUCUUCCACCACCUCCUAUGUGUUCAGUUCACCCCUGCAGGUCUGGGUGUACAUAUGCAUAUGGGGAAAGAGAGAGAGUUUGUUUGUUGUUGCAUGCUGAAGUGAUGAAGAAAAUUAUUGAGACAGUUGCAGAAGGUGGGGGAGAGCUUGGCGUUCAUAUGUAUCUUUUAAUUUUUUUGAAAUUUGUACAAGCUGUCAUUCCAACAAUAGAAUAUGACUACACAAGACACUUCACGAUGUAGUGAAGAGGACAUAGAGUCUAUCCUAAUUACUGGUUUUGAUUUUUAAAGAAUUAAAACAUAGAUGUGACCAUUGACCAUACUUACCAAUAAGUAUAAUUUCUCUAAUAAAGGGACUUAUAUGUUUAUGCAUUAAAUAAAAACUGUUCCAUUACCAGCCUUAUUUGUUUAAUAAAAAUGAGUGUGAAGAAA
Meriones unguiculatus (Mongolian gerbil) is the source of this 1245-nucleotide messenger RNA. RefSeq names its product autophagy related 3 (gene Atg3). Gene Ontology annotation, molecular function: Atg8-family ligase activity. Gene Ontology annotation, biological process: autophagy of mitochondrion; nucleophagy; autophagosome assembly. NCBI's taxonomy places the organism in Eukaryota, Metazoa, Chordata, Mammalia, Rodentia, Muridae. Bases 61 to 1056 code for a protein of 331 amino acids. Gene Ontology annotation, cellular component: cytoplasmic ubiquitin ligase complex; cytosol. The record is from RefSeq and is a predicted model, not a curated record. The transcript has 12 exons.